AUGACGGUGUCCCGCACUCAGGAUACAAAGUCGUCCCGGGCCCGGCUCGUGAUGGCUCCCUCUGUCCGUCUGGUCCUGCUUCUUACCGUCUUGCUCAGCCUGGGGGAGACUCCUGCCUCUGUACCUGUCCACCAGGGGCGAGGAGGCUGGACCCUCAACAGCGUGGGCUAUCUCCUGGGCCCCGUGCUCCACCUUCCCCAGAGCACGGACCACGGAGGGAAGGAGAAGACGGCCCUGGAGGUCCUACACCUGUGGAAGGCCGUUGAUGGGCUCCCCUAUCCCCGCCCUCAGCGGGCCUCCAAAAGGAGCCUAAGGGAGACCUUUGCUCAAGCAGAGACUGCAGAUCUGGGCAAGCUCAGCAAUAAAGCCCCCAAGGAGGGAGAUGCCCGCGGUCUUAGAUGUCUCCAGACCUCUGCUCUGCAUCCAUCUCCCCAGCUCCUCCUGAACCCCUGUCUAGCUCCCUCCACUGAGACUGAGAUCCUGAAGUCAAGUCUCUAA
Molecule: messenger RNA, 498 nt
Organism: Zalophus californianus (California sea lion)
Lineage: Eukaryota; Metazoa; Chordata; Mammalia; Carnivora; Otariidae
Gene: GALP
Product: galanin like peptide
Exons: 6
Coding region: 1-498 (165 amino acids)
Biological process (GO): behavioral response to starvation; antimicrobial humoral immune response mediated by antimicrobial peptide; defense response to Gram-negative bacterium
Cellular component (GO): extracellular region
Molecular function (GO): hormone activity
Source: RefSeq, a predicted model, not a curated record